AUGGAUGGUAUAUAACACACUUGCAGUUAACUGAUUUGCCAAUCGCUUCACAUUAAUAGCAGUUAUCUUUAAUUUUUUUAUUUUAUAGUUACUAUAUCUUUUUUAUUUUAUGGUUUUUUUCGUAGGAAUAAGAUGGGAAUGUCCAAAUAAUUGUGGUCGUCAUUACAAGAAUAAAGGACAUCUACAGCGUCAUUUACAGCAAGAAUGCGGUGUUGAACCUCAGUAUGUUUGUGUGAUAUGUUCAAAGGCAUUCAAACGCAAAGAAUCGCUAAAAAAACAUUUUGUUAUAGUUCAUAAAAUAUAAUUAUAAUAUUAAUAAUAAUAAUAACAAUAUAAAUUAUAGUAACAAUAAUAAUAAUAAUAAUAAUAAUAAUAAUAAUAAUAAUAUUAUUCUUUUAGCAGUAUAGAAAUUUACUUAUUAAUAUUAAUAUUAACAUUGCACUGUAUCAUCUAUCACUAAUGAUAAUAUACUUUUUGUGCUGAGCAGGUCUUUUCCUGCCAUUACAGUGUUAUGGGCGGGCUUAAUAGUACUAAUAAUUAUAAUAUAGUUAAGAAUAUAUAAAAAAAAAAAAUAUUCAUAAAAUAAAUAUUUAAAUUUGUUUUAUAUUUUAUAGUAAAAUAAUCAUAAGAUUGUAUGGCUUUUAGUUAAUUGGCAAUUUAAUUUAUCUAAUAAAAUAGUUUGUUUUAUUUUUAUUUGAUGAAACUUUAAUCAUUUUUUUUCUCUAUCGACCAUUAAUAUCUAAAAAAAGAAAAUACUAUAUGCUGUAUAUAGGUAUUAUACCUAUUAAACAAUUUAUUGAAAAUAUGUUUUAAUAAUAGUUAUAGGUAUAUUGAAUAAUUUCAUGAAAUGGAACUGCAAAACUAGUACACUUUCUUUGGAACUUAUUGUAUCAUUCAGAUAGAUUUUUAUAUCCAUAUUGCGAAACUAUGUACUUUGUGAUUAUAAUUAUGAGUAACAUACAAAUUUUCGCUUAGAAAAUUGAUACUUACUAAACUUACUAUACUUAAAUACCUAUUAACUUAUGUGUUAUUUAAAUAGUAAACAUAUCAAUUAUUAAGGUAGGUAAUUGUUAUCUUUUAUGCUUAGAUAUAUAUUGUAUGAUCUAAGCUUUUAUAAUUGUACAAAUUAUUACCUGAUAAAAAAAAUAACAAGAAAUUAUGAUAACUGAUAAUUUAAUAAGAUAUAUUUACCUAAUCGUUACAUUAUUUUAAUUUAUUUAUAGAUCAAUUUGUAAAAUACGGGAAUUUAAAAUAGGAUACUGUGCUGAUACCUACACCUAUAAUUUCAGUUCCUUAAGGGGAAUGAGUCGGAUGGAGAACCAGUCAACAUCGUGUAAUAAUUAAAAAAUAAAUAAUUGUCUUGGAGGUUAAUUCUUAAAAAAAAAAAAUACAGAAAUCAAAUCAAAUACAUAAAAAAAAUAAUUAUUUAAAAAAAUCAAUAUUAUUUUUAAGAAUAAACAUAAUAUAUAUUUAUGUCAUCAGUUUUUGUUUGUAUUUACAAAACCUGUUCUAUGUUCUUUUUUUUACUUUUCUUAUUUUUACUUUUAAGUUUGAUAAUUAGCCAAUUCAAUUUAAUAUUAAAUAUAACAGAAUACAAUCGAUUCUACUUCUGAACAAAAAUUUGAUGUUAUCUAGUUUUCAUUUAGCCGUAACAUAUGUACAUAUAGUGAUUUGAGUUUUCAGGUAACACAAAAUAUUUUGGCCUGAUAAUCUUAGAUAUGAAUUCCAUUGUUUUGAGUAUGAUAGCGGAUUCUGAAAUACACAUCUUAUGAUUAAUUUCAAUAUUUUAACUCUUAAUACUUGCAUGCACAAUAGAGAUGAUUAUUUUUUCAAGCAAUUGAUCAAUACAAUUUCUUUCAACUAAAAAUUUAGCUGUAUACAGCUAUCUAAAGUUGGUUUAAAAUAUAAUUAUUCAAAAUUUAAAAAAAAUUUAAAUUACAUGGUUUGAAGAGGGAAGAUAUUUGAUUAUUGUUUAAUGGAUAAAAACUUUUUGGAAAGAUAAUAAUAAAAUAAUAAAUAUAUAAAAACACAUAUUAUAAAUUUCUUGAAUAAUUAUAUCUUUUCCAACUUUUUAGACUAACUGUAUCUUAGAUAACUUUUGAGUUAAAAACUGUAUUAAUAAAAGUUGAUUAAAAAAAAUUGGACUAGGUACCUAUUCGAAUCUAUUGUCAAAAAUAAGAUUUGCUAUUCAAACAUAGUAAUUUUCAUUGCGCUUUCGCACACCAAAAGAAUUAACAAUUUUAAAAGUGUAGAUUUCAUGACCCAUAAUUUGAAAACAGAAUUUAAAUCUAAAGGUGUCCAAAAAAAAUAUUAAGUAUUUCCAGUAAAUAUGAACACAUUAUACAAUGUCAAUACCUAAUUCAAAGUGAAUCUUCUAAAGCUCCUAUCUUACCAAAAAUCCUCUUGAGAUGCUCACCACCAACACAUUUUAACUUGUUUUAUAUUUUAGACAUUUUUUUAAAUUGAAUUUUCUUCCUAUAAUUUACAACGUUUUUGAACAUAAUUUUCAUUAUAAUUUAUUAGAUACCUAAUUAUCAUAUUUAGUUAAACGUACAUAAACCGUUUUAAUUAAUAAUAAUGUUAUAGGCAUAUUGUAUAUGUAUAAAUAACAAUUAUUAUUAUAUAAUUAACUAUAUCACUAUAGAAUAAUGUUAUUUCAGGCUGCUUUUUGCUUAAUUUCUCUUAAGUUUUAAUUGUCUUGUAACUUUUAUUUACAGACCUGCUUAUACGUUUUUGCUGUGACUUAUUUGUAUUGAUUUUUACAGCUUGUCCAUUCAGUGGAAGGUAUAUAUGCCCGAAUUCAUGUGGUCGAAGUUACAAAGAAAGACACAAUCUUAUUAGACAUUUGCGAAAGGAAUGUGGCGUUGCUCCUCAACACAAAUGCCAUCGAUGCUCAAAAGCUUUUAAGCAUAAAGCUCAUUUAACUAGACAUAUAUUAUCGUGCACCAAUGUUCCUCCUAGUUUUAAAUGUAAAUUCUGUGAUAGGAUGUUCAGGUGUAGAGAUACUUUGAAAAAACACAUUUUAUUAAUUCAUAAAGUAAUUGAACAGUUUACUAAAUAAUAGGUAACUGUAUAUACAAUAUAUACAUCUACCUCCUAAUUUGUUAUUUUAACGUAUUUGUUGUUCUAAUUGUUAAAAUAUUGAUUUUAUUAAAACUAAAUUGUAGGUAGCAAAAUCUUUUUAUACAAUUGUUCAAUUAGUUUUAAAACAAUUCGGAAUCAUUCAUAACAUUGGUAUUUUGUUAAAAGGGGUCUAUCACUUUUUUUCAAGAAGUAAAAAAAAAAAAAACUAUUUUAUAAAAAGAACAGCAAAACAGUUUUUAAUGGUAUUUACCAUGGAAAACAAUAAAAUUACUCCUUGUAAUCAACCUUGUACAUAAAGUAUACAUGUAUUUAAUGUGGUAUACGCUCUUUUAACAAACCACCAUCUAAUUAAGAUAAUUAUAUGAUGAUAAUUAGAGGUAGAAUAAAUCAUUUUUUUCUUUCUAAUCAUCAGCCAUAGGCGUGCCUGCGGAUUAUGCAGGGUAUUCCGCUGUGUAGUCUACAACGUUUAACGUACAUAAUUGUACAAUAUACAUUCUUAAACUUAAAUAUUUUUACAAUUGUUUUUAAUAUUGUUUAAACUACAUUACAUUAUAAUAUAAUUUAUCGUAAUUAAACUGAAUGCAAUGUUUUAAAUAUAUUUUAUGAAGGGCCCAAUUAUUUAUUAUUAUAAUAAUUUGGAAUUCUAUUUGUAUAAUUAUAUAACCUGUAAAUAUGAAGUCUGCGCACGCCUAUGAUUAAAAGCAUAUUAAUUUUUAUUAUAAAAUCAAGAAUAUUAUUUGUGUACUAUAAACAAUUAUUAUUAUAGUUAAAUAGUAAAAGUAAUAUUCUUGAAAACGACAUAGUACCUUUUGUCAUUAAAUAAUGCCGUAUUAUAAAAAUAUAAAAUAUUGUCUAGAACUAAAUAUAGUUUUUUUUUUUAACUGACAUGUAAUUACAAAAACUGGGUGAAUGGUUUUAUAUGGAUAUUCAAUUUUAAAUACAUUUUAACAUGACAAAAAUUACAAUGUCUUACUUAUAAACAUAUUAAUAUUAUAAGUACCUGGUAUAGGUACGUUUACCCAAUGUUAAUUUAUAAUGAUCAUAAAAUUAAAAAUUAAAUAUAUUAACAUUAACGUAACUAAAAGAAAGCUACUUUAUGUUACUGUAUUACUAAAGCACUUAAGUUUAACAUAUUUUUGUAGGGUACCACUUAAUUAAUAUAAAACCUUAUUGUAAAAAUAAAUCUAUAAAAAUCUUCUUGUUGAUAAUAUAUAAAAAAGAUAAAUAGAUUGUACUUAGUUCUUAAAUACUUAUCCAUUUGAAUAAUAAUGUGAUUUAGUAAGUAUUUUUAAAUGUUAUUGGGAAUAAUGUUUCUUAAUAAGUCCUAUUAUAUUCAUACCUAUAUCUAAUAUUCACUAACUUUAAAACAAUACAAUUGAAUAUGUUUCGAUGUUAUUAUUAUUUACUCUAUGUUUUGUUUGAACUGGAAACUAACAUAAUAUAUUAAAACUGUUGUAUUAUUAUUAUUAAAAACUAAAGUACCCAUGUACUAAGUUUUUCAUGGUUUUUUUUUUUUUUAAUAUAGUUACAUAUAUAAAUGCUAAUUUUUGCUUUUAAUUUUAUCCAAAAUAUCAUUAUUAUGACUAAACAGAAUUGCCUUUAUUCACAGAUUUCCAAGGCAGAUGGCCCUGUAUGAACAAUUGUGGUAGAAGCUAUAAAAACAAAGGUGACUUGAUACGUCAUGUAAGAAAAGAAUGUGGUAUUCCUCCUCAGUAUCGUUGUGACGUUUGCUUUAAAAUGUUCAAACAUUUUCACCACUUAAAGUCGCAUAUGGUAGUGAUUCACCAGAGAUUGUUUAAAGGCAAUUAAGAGGAUAUGAUGACAUUCCUUACAAUAUUUAAGGAUUACGUUCAAAAACUUCUAUGCUGACAUCAUCUGAAGGCAUCUCAUUACUAACAUUUGUUUUUUUUUUUUUUGUAUGUCUUUCGCAUAAUAUAGCAACACAAUUGGAUUAAAGACUAAACAGACAGAAAAAACAAAUGUUAGUGCCAAGACCCCUUAAUAAUAAUUAAUAAAAAUAUUUUACUAUUAUUAAACAAUGUUAGAACAUUUUCUGAGUAUGUAUAUUUCAAUUACCUAUUAUUAUUGUUGUUAUUAUUAUUAUUAAUAUUAUUGUUAUUAUUAUUAUUAUCACUGGUUUGUGUAAAAAUAAUUAGUUGCAAAUGUAUACAGGCCAUAGGGUACCUACUUAUUUUGUUGUUACUGUGCCUCAAACCUUUCAAUAAUUCAUUAAUACACAUUUAAAUUUUCUCUAUAUAUAGGCCCCCUGACACAAAAUCUAAUUAAAAUAAAAAUUUAAUAUUAAGAGAGAUAUUAGCACAGGGAUAACCCAAUGGAAUACAUUGCUGUGUUUUUUCAUCUCAGAUAUAGUUUACUUAUAACAGCUAUAACAUAAUUAUACCAAUAAUGAUUAAAAAAAAGAACAUGGUCACCUUUCUUAUUUCAUGUAAAACUGUGAGACCUUUUUAGUCUUCGAAAUCCUGAUGAACGUUUUAGUUAUUGUCACUGAGCAAUUUUAAAAACUUGAAUUAGUUUUAUUAAAAAUAAAUUCUUUAAUACCUAUUAAAUUAUAUAUAAUUCGCCAUACGAAAUAUGAAUAUAUAUAUAUAAUUAUAAAAAAUCAGAUUAUGUUUUACUAUUUUUAUUUCGGUAAUAUACAUGCGUAGGAUAAUAUUUGAGGGAGAUGCAGUUUAUUUUUAAACAAUAUUGGUGUAACAUUUGUAUUUUCGAAUGUGUGUGAGAGAAAACAUUUUGAAAGUUUCGUUUCCGUGGUGCAUUUCUUGGAAACGUCACUUAAUUUUUUUGUUUUAAUUCUCUUUCGAAGUAUUUCCUACUUUAAUAACUGUAUACCGAUAUAAUUAAUCCAGUAUGUUCUUGUUUUAUACAUGGGGACACAUAGAAAACUGAAAAAUAAUUCACAGAAACAACAGAAUAACUUAAGGGUUUAUAUUCGAUUAAAAAUCUGACAUGAGUUCGCACCAUUAAUGACUUAAGAUAUAUUUUAUACAUAAGUAUAUCUAUCCUAAUCCAUGGUUGGCAGUCAAGUUGUAGUCUCAUAUUAUGUUGGGAAGCAUUGAUUUUUAUCGAAUCAUGCAAAUAACAUUCCCGAAUGUUAAUAUCCUGUGUAUCAUUUUCUGAAUAUAUAUAUAUAUAUAUAUAUGGUUUUUUCCUAUAUAUGUGAUUAAAGAUAUAACAAUAUUAAUAUGUUUCGUUUAGUUAGUACCUACAGGGACGGAGUGGCCAGUUUAUACAUGGGGAUUUUUUAGAUAACCUGGAUCGAAUUAUGACUCAGUGACCUGAUAUUUAUAUAUAAUAUUUUAAUUUCUUAUAUUAUUUAACAAUUUAGUAAAAAGUUAUGCAAAGACACAUAUAAUAUAUUCUCAUUUCGGUUCGACAAUACUUAUUAAAUUUUUUUUGUAUACAUUUUCAAUUAAAUUAUCAAAUUAAAUGUAUAUUGAUGAAAUCACUUUUCUAAAUUUUUUUCGGGGUUGAAAUUCCCCCACCCCCUCUUAUUUUUGUUCAUGUUUCAAGUAAAACCGUAUUUAUUUCCCCUCAAUUCAAAAUCCUAGCGUUUGUCACUGAUUCAAAUUAAAACGCGGGAGCAAUUUUGUUUGGUAGGUAUGAAUGAUACAUUUGAAUAUCCCGACCUGAAUUUGGUUUCGACUUCGCCUUUGAGUAUCUAUCUAUCUUUUACAACUAUGCAUUCUUAUUAGCUAUAACACAUACCCACCUAUAGUAUAGGUACCCAUUUAUUUACUAACCUGUUUUAAUUUAGUGAAUUUUUGAAAAGUUUAAUUUAUUAAGUGAAAAGAUACCUGCUAAUUUUUAAACUAUCUUAAAUAUAGACAACCAACACAUAUAAAAUAUAUUACACAAAUCAAUAAGUUUGUAAUGAAAAUAAAUUGUAUGUAGGUAAUUGUGUUUACCUACUCAUACAUAGUACAAAGAAAAAUCUAUACAUACAUCGCAAUAUAUGUAGACUAUUGUUGUAAGGGAGAUUUAUAGUACAAGUUGGUAUAAUAUACUCCUGUUACAUUUUGAGAUUCUGACCGGAGGGAGGAAUAUAUUGGUUUUACAAUAAUGGUUACUUUUUUUUUAUGAACAACUUUUCUACCAGAAAUUUUGCUCCGAUUUUAAAGUGUAACACGUUUUCUGAAAAGAGAAACCGAAGUGGUACUUUAAUAAGAUAAUUUUUUAAUUUUCUGAGGAGUUUUCAUAAUAAAUGGGGAAAAACGUAGGAAAAAUGGGAAAAUUUACGAAAUAUAUUAUUUUCAAAUCGUAAAUAUUACGGCCGUUCAAAACAUGUAUAACCGAACUCCGUUUAGAAUUGUGUUUUGCUAGCAAUAAAUAAUCGUUGCGUAAAGAUAUAUAUACAACUUCUUUCUAAAUCUUACCUUCCCGAUUGUUUACCUAACAACUGUGGCCCACUCAUCGUAUGAAGUAUAUCCGUUUGUUUUUUAAUUUUUAAUCUUAAUUUUUGCAAAAAAUCGUAAAUUCAAUUAGUUUAUACGAUUAAUAGUUUUAAACGAAUGUUAAAUGCCUUUUUUUUAAAAUGUUUUCAUAUGAAAAAAUUAUUAUUAUUUUUUUUUUUAAUUUAUAAGUAUCUUAUUUUUUUAUAAAAAAAUAAAAUCUAUUAAAUAAGAUUAUUUUAAUUUAAAUUUUCAUCAUCAAAAUCAAUAAAAAUAUUCUUUUACUAUUCAUAAUAUGAUUAUUUUAAAUACUUGUAAUUUUUUCGAUUUUUCAUUUUUGAUGGUAUUGUAUUAGACAUGGUUUAAACAUUUUAAAAAUUAUAUAUUUUUUUUUAUUCGUGGACAAUAGACAAUCUAUACUACAUACUACACAGUUUAGUAUAAUAGGUAAUAAUAAUAAUUUUUCUUUUGUAUUUAAAUAAACAGUUAUUUGUGCAUUUCAAUAUUCUUUUUUGGAAAAAACUGAAGUUAAAUUAUGAAAAACGUUGAAUAAUUAAUUAUAUUUACCUAUAUUUUGAUAGUUAGGACGACUUAGAAAUGUAAUCUUUGUUUUUCCUGAUUUUAUUUUUUUUAUUAAUGAAUAAUAAAAUAGUAUUAGUAAUGGAUUACAUUAAUGUUACUAUAAUCAUUGAUUAUCAACACUAGUAUUUACAAUCAAUGCUAAAAUGUUACAUUAUUAUUAUUAUUAUUACACUAUUAUAUUUUGCAUCUAAGAAAAUGCGUCGUUUUAAGUGAUAAUUUAUUGUACCUAAGUAUUUAUAUUUAUUGUAUUCAAUAAAACAAAAAAAACACCACUGUUUCCAUCAGUGUCGUUUUCGUGAAUAGUACAUUGAAAAAUUUGUUAUUUGCUGUUGGCUUAUUAUUAUAGAUUCUUUAAGAUAUUUUGCAUAAUGUACUAUUAUGUAUUAACUAUAUAUUUUCAUAUUAUAUACUUAGGUGAUAUAAAUGAUCCUCGUCUGAGAUGGCUAUGUUGGAAUGGAUGCGGACGAAGUUAUAAGUAUAAAUACGAUUUAAGUAGACAUAUAAGAAAGGAAUGCGGUGUCGAACCCCAACACAUAUGUAGAAUUUGUUCAAAGGCGUUUAAACGAAACGACCAUUUAUUAUCUCACAUGUCUAGGCAUUGCAUUAGAAAAUAACAUCAAUACCGAAUACCUACAUUAAAUAUUUACAUUUUUUUUGUUUUUAAUUUCAAAAGUAAGUGAAAAACUAUUUAUAACAAACGAUUCUAUAUAUAUAUAUCUAUAUAUAUAUAUAUACAUAUUAUUAGUAAUCGGCAUAAUAUUAAUACAAACUCUUAUUAUAACAUUUAUAAUGUAGUAUAUGUCAUUUGUAGUACUAUGCUGUGUAUUGGAACUAGUGGCGGAUAUAUCUAAAUUCUGUAGGGUAGUGGGAUACAAUUAUUUCUUAGGUACCUAUUGAGUCGUACGUAAUAAUAAAUAAUAGUAACGAAAACCCAAGUGGGAAGGCCAGUGACGCAACCAGGGGAUAUUUUGAGUGUCUGAACAUCCGUGUUUAAGUAAUAUAAAUGUGUUAAAAACCAUGUUUUUUAAUAUAGACAUGUGACACUCAUCUUUAAAAAAUCCUGGUAAUAGCACUGGGGGAAGCGAUUCAUCAAUUGCUCCUUCCACCUGAUAUCCGCCACUGAUUAAAACUAUACCCAGGUAUAUUUAUAUUAUAAUACAAAAUUUUAACAAUAAGCUAAAACGAUAAUAUUAUGUUAUAUAAAUAGAAGAUGCACGAUAAAAUUAAAUAAUAUAAAAAAAUAUGUUAUGUUUUAGAUUAUUUUUUGAAGACUUGACGAUUUUGAAAAAAAAAAUUGUAUAACUACCUACACGGUAACAGAACAUAAUUUGUUUACAAAUAAAGUCUGCACACGUUUUUAGUAAUUUUUGCCUUGCCAUAACUACUAGAUGUAAUGAUUUUCUACUUAAUUCUUAUAUUCAAAAGUAUAUGUAAAAUAUUGAAAUUAAUGUAAAUAUCUACAGUGGCGCAACUAGGGAGGGGUUGUAGGUUAUAAUCCUCAUCCGAAAUUUGAAAUUUUAUUUUCAAAUUCUAUGUACCUACCUAUUACGUAGGUAUAGUUGCAUAGUUUUUAAUUCAGUUACAGACAUUUUUAUAUAAUUUUAAAUAUGUAUACUUCGUGCACGUCAUGUAUUUAGUAAUUUAUUAUCCCAAAAACCUGUCCAGAAAUAUUUUUGAAAUUCAUAACCCAUCAACCCCGGAAAUGAAUCUUGGUUACGCCACAAAGUACCUAUAUAAACCAUAUAAAUUGUAUUAUUUGUUUGAUUUACUCUAAGCAGGUGAAAUUUGAUAUAUUAUACUGUUCAUACAUAAAUGUAAAAUAUCUAUUUCAUAUUUUAUAAAAAAUUACUAUGUGUUAUCGUAUUAUAUAUUUUGACUAAUGUGUGAAGUAAAUUCGAUAUAUUUUGUAAUCUUGAUUAAAGGUAAAAUCUCAUAUUAUCUAUAUGAAUAUAAACAAUUAUAAUAUACAUACGUCCUAUAUUAGCUUAUAAAUGUAUUAUUUAUUAACGCAGUGUCACCAUCGUCGUGUCGCCUAAUCGGUUCAAACCAAUCUAACAAGCCUGGAAACGUUCUUCUUGUGGUCUGCAAACUAACACGAUGUAUCUAAUAAUAUAUUUUAUAAUAUUGUAUCUAUACCUAUACACUAUCAUAACCCGCGUCAGUCAACACUAAAUUGUCUAAAUUUAUUUUGAUCACUAAUAUGGAAAAUCGAUUUGUUUUGUUUUUUAUUUUGUUCGAAUAGGUUUUUUCCAGAAGUCCAAUUCUUUAAAACUGCCGUGCCCAAACGAUUGUGGCCGAUCGUAUAACCACCGCGGAACGUUGCGUAGGCACCUAAAGUACGAGUGCGGUGUACCGCCGCAAUUUAAAUGCGAAUACUGUCCGAGAACUUUUGCCCAAAAAGUCAACCUCAACAAACAUCAAAUUGCUGUACACAAAAACAUUUUAGACGCGAUGAGCAUGUGUUUUGUCGAAUUGUUUGAAAAGUAAACGUUAGUAAAUGUUUAUUAUAUUAUAAUGUAUAUUGCAUGCAGUUAUAAAUAAAAUAUCUAUCUAUACAUAUUAUAUAUCUCUUUAAAUUAUUUAAUUUGUGUAAUUUAUUGUACCUUUAUAAUAAAUAGUUUAUGUAGGUAUAUAUAUCACAGUCAUGUUGAAAAACUAAUUCUUUGUUAUUAUCUAUAUAUUCUUUAAGGUCUAAAGUUAUAUAUGAUUAUUAAUACCUAAUUGAAAUUUAAUUGUUUUUAUUUUUUAUAGCCUAAUCUGAUGUUGUAUAAUAAAUAUUUUGCUAAAAUCUAAUAGAAUAUAAUAUAUAGUUUUUAAGUUGGUAUAACAAACCCUACACCAUUAUUACCCAUCAAAUUAGUAUUAUUUAUUUAUUUUUAUGUAAUAUGUGCAAUUGCAUUUAUUAUGAAAACUCUCCAAAUUAGAUAGUUAUCAAUGUUUUACAAACAGUUCAAAAAUAUGUCAUUGGUAAAUUGGUCAACUUGGUAUUGAUGAGUUUCUUUUUUUUCAGAUAUUUCAUAUGUUAACACGUAAUAGGUAAGUAUUUACUUUGUGUUUGGAUUAUACGUCCAGUUUUAUUACCUACCUAGGUACUAAAUAAUCAAAAAGUAAAAAUAUUGUGUCUGGCUCUUAUAUAUAGACAACAAAAAUCGUUAAUUUAUCAAAUAUAAUAUCAUAAAAGCAAUGCUGAUUUAUAAAUAUAAUGUAAUGCUUAGUUAAUAGUAUUGUACCUAUUAUUCUAAUGCAAAAUCUUUUAUUUCCCAAGCUAUUUGUACUUGACUUAAUUUUAUUUAAUGAAGUAAUUAUAGUAAAUUAUCUACCCAUUUUUAUUCCUUGGAUUGGUUACCCUUUAGUGAGUUCUAUUUGACAUGUCACUAUUCUCGGGAAUAAAAUAAUGGAGUAGUUAAAUCUUGGUUACUGAAACGCAGUUGAUGAGCUCGUUAUUCUCGUCAUUCAUUCGAAGUUAUUCUCAAGUGUCCAUCAUCAAACACUUUUGUUAGAUCCUCUGCGGAAUUUUCCAAUAUAUAAUUUAAUAUUCCUAUACAAAUUAUUUAAUAAGUUUGAAUAAUUUUUUGAUAGGAGUAGAGUAGUGAACAAUGAUUUGUGUGGCGGUGAGGCACGCGGCGUUUUAAUAGUACUUCACUACUCUCCUCCUACUAACAAAACGUUAAACUUAAAAGUGGAAUAUCUCUUCAAUGGGUUGACAAAAAUUUAAAAAAUCAACAUCAAAAUGUAUUUAAAUUAAUAUUUUAUCUAUUUCUUGAAUUUUUAAAAUAGAUCGCUAUGAGUAAUAGGAGUAAUGAUUUUAUCAUCCAAUAAUAAGGGUAACAAAAAUUAGCAAAAAUGUAAAAUUUUAAAGCUGAUUGUUUCAUAGAUUUCUUAUAAAGCAAAUUUUGGAAAAAGUUAAUACCUUUUGAAUAAUGAAUAUCUUACUUUAUGUUUAUCAUCCUGUUUAGGUAAUUCAAAAACGUAUUAAAUAUACUGAAUACUGAUAUCAUUAUUAUGUCUAUCUACAUAGUAUAACACAUUAUCAAUACAAAAUACCUAUAUACUUACACCUAUGUUUGUAUCGAUUUUAGAGUAACUGUUUGUUUAUAUUUUAUAGGUAAUACGUGUGACUCGCCACAGGAAAAACCAAAACUAUACCUAGGUAUAAUAAAUUAUUCAACGAACAUAUCAUUAAUAUCUACAUAAACAAAGUCAAUAUUUUCAUUGUAGAAAAAAAUAUUUAGUCUGAACUGUAUAAUAAACAUUAUAUUAUGAUAAUAUUAUAAAGCGUUUAAUGUACCUAUGUAGUAUGUCUGUUUGAAUAUAGAAAUAGAAAAAUUAACUGUUCUGUUUUUUAUUUAUUGUUAAAAUAUUACCUAUGAUGUAUUAUAGUCCAUAUAGUUACUUUAUUAAACAUUGUAAAUUGUACGUUAAUAUUUUUAACGAGCUUAUUUCGACAGAAUUACGGAAAUACUAUUAUUGUUGAUGUUAUUAUUCCGUCUACUUACCUACUUAAUAUCUAUACGAAUCAUAGUGUGUACAUUUUCAGAAAAUGGUCAAAUUUUAUCGAAUAUUAACUUACCGAUGAGCAACUACGGUAGAAAUUCGAAUCCCGAUAAAUCGAAUUUAACGAGGAGAUUAAUGUACGAAUUUCGAAUGAAAGAAUUGGACCAACGACUCCGACAAAUUACGAUGUUUAAUAGCGGUGAACUCCGCGUCAAAAAAAUGUGAUUCGGUUUCACCGAAGACGGGCAUUAUACUCGUAAUAUUAUAGCACGACGAUAGGUUGUGCAAAUUUAACUUAGUUCAAAUUAUUUAUUAGAUAUUAGUUAACGUUGCAAUCUAUAAUGCAUUUGUUAUGAUUAUUAUUGUUGUAUUUUUAAAUAUUUUAACAUUUAAUACUGUUGUACGAGUAUUUUUACGUUCGUUAUAAUUGUUAUGAUAGUGUACAUCUUUAAUAUGUUUAUUGUGGUUGUUGAUGUAUUUUUCGAAAAAUAUAUUUUCUAAUGUUAUACUUAUAUAUUUUUGUUACACAAAUGCGUACAAAUAUUAUUAUAAUAUAAUGUUAGGUAUAAAAAAUACUUGUUUAAACUUGGGUACAUAGUAAAUAUAUUUGAAUACAUCAAAAAUAAUUUACAAAUUUGGGACCGAUUUACUUAACGAAAAUGCUUGUAUUAUUUUGGUAUGUUAAAAUAGAAAUGUUAUCAAGCUUGUGACCAUGGAGCCAAGCAACGGCUGUCCACGAACCGACAAUCAUCGCAACCGCAAUUCGGCGACCGACAGCUAUUGAUCUCCUCAGUACGAAAUUUCAAUUUUCUUCAAUCAAAAUCCAUCGUAAUUGUUUAUGGUUUAUUUUUUGCUAUUUAUUGUGAUAAUUUUUAAGAUUAAGCGGCACGGGUUUUUUUUAUAAAAAUAACACAAACAAAUAUUCUGAAGUGUUCGAUUUUUUAAAUUAUAAUAAUGAUACCUAUGGCUUAAAUAAAUUCAAAAUAUUGUGUUUACAAAUGUACCUAUUUAAUUAGGUUAUUUUCUUAGAUUGUUAUUUUUUACGAUGUUUCCUAUGUAGUUAUAACAAUAUCUUUGUCGGCUCAGGAGUGACAAAGAUAGUAUUAAAACUACCUAUAUUUUUUUUCGUUUUUACUCAUGGAUUUCUUUCAGUGUGACAAAAUUGAAUAUUUGUAUUUCUCAUAUGUUUACUAGGUAAUUCAUUAUUGACAAUUUUUUUUUUUCAUUCUUUCAGACGCCGAUUAUGAUGACGUUAUUGGGUGUAUUUUCGUAAUUUCUGUUUGUAAAGUUAACCUAACCAGACUUAAUCUAUGUUAUGUUAUGUGUAAAUGUUUGUUUUUGUGAACGGUUAACAAUUAUUUGAGUAAUCUCAUCGUUACACUAAUUAUUAAAUUAUCCGUACAUUAUAUUAAUAUCGAUAAUAUUGAUUUGUAAGACUAAACAUUAAUAUACGAUGUAUUAUAUUUAUUCUAUCUCAAUAAUUUACUUAAUUAAUUAGUUAAUAUAUUUAUUACAGAAUACUUAGCUAAAAUGUUGAUACACUCGUCCGCAAAUGCAGUUUUUCUGUGCCCUUGCAAAUGCGGCCGCAGUUACAAUUAUCGACAUCAUUUACUCUCUCAUAACGAUUUCGGAUGCCCAAAGCAGUAUUGGAAGUUACGCAUAUGUAGAAUUUGUUGGAAAUCUUGUACACCCGUAUCGUCACUUAGAGCUCACAUGAUAUUAGUCCACAAUAUAUUAACAGAUUAAAAUAUCCACUUAUAGUUCGCAUUAUGUUAUGUUAAAAAAUGUUUUGUUUUCGUAUUUUUUUUUUAGUUUGUAAUUAUGUAUCUCAUUAUAAUUUACUUCUCCAGGUUGACAUAUAAUAUAGUAAGUUCCUAGCUAUGAAUAGUCUCUAUAAAUUAAGUAUAAGUUCCUUUAUGUUUUUUUGUUUUAUUUUCGUAUAAGUUAAACAUGUUAUUACUAAUAUGUUAAAUUUGUAUAUUACUUACCUAUCAAUGAAAAUGUUAUGAUUUUUUUUUACUCUAAAAAAAUAAUAAUAUGUAAUUAUACUUACUUAUACCUACCUAUACUUGUACCUAUAAGACUCAAAUUGUAUUCACAAUAUUUGUUUUAGAUUUAAUGACGACUAAUAUAAUACACAAUAAAUAUAAUAUGACCUCUACUAAUAAUAAACAACUAUUACUUAUUAUAUUAUAUAGGUAGGUACUAUUAUUGACAUUGGAGUGUUUUAUUUAUUACCCCAAAAAUCUGUAUAAAAUAUAAUUAGAUCUCUAUACCUACCUAUUUAAUUGAUUAUAAUUGAGUGAGCAUUAUGUUCAUAGUCUGUACUUCAGGUAGCAAGAAAAAAAAAAAUAAAUUUAAUAAGGAUAAAAUUCUUAAUAAUAGGAUAAUUUCUUAUCUAAGAUUAUUGCUUAAAAAAAAUAUAUUUGGGAUUGGAAUAAAUCAUUCAGCAGUAUUAGAAGAAGUGAAACAUGUAAUGUGUAACACUUCAACAUUGGUUAAUUUUGAUCCCAAUAUAAAAGUAGAAAUACGGUGUGACACAUCACAGGAUGCAAUUGGAUGUUGAAACAAAAAUCAAAAAACCAGUAUGUUUUCUAUUAAGAUCCUUAACAGAUACUGAAAUAGGUUAUGCACAGAUAAAGAACUCUUAGUAGUAACUUUUUCUUGUUAAAAACUCCAUAAUUACAUAUAUUAUGGGAACAAUAAUGUAAUAAUAUAUACUGAUCAUCAACCAUUGGUGAGUAUAAUUAAAAAAUUUUUAAAUAAAAUACAAAAUAAUAGAAUCAAAAGAUUUUAAUAAUAGAUUAAAGUUGAAAUUAAUUUUAUAUAAAUUUGGCCUAGUGUACUUAUUUGGAAAGUUCAUGUAUAUUUCUAAUCUGUUAAGUCAAAACUAUAAAAAAGAUAAUAUGGUGAAAGAUUAUUUGAAGGGUUUAAGCAAAAUAUAUAUGAAACGUUAAAAAAGGUACCUGAUUAUUAUACAAAUGGAUGACCUAAAAGUGUUAGUAAAUCAGAAAAAAAUGCAGAGUUAAUUCACUAUAAUAAGAUAAAAUAUGAAGGAAAGAGAUGUUAGAAUUACUACAUGAAACACACCUAAGUGUUAGGUGUUCAUAAAACUCAUUCAAUAUAAAAUACCUACAAUACCAUUUUUUAAGCUAGGAGCAAAUAUAAAAGAAUGGGCAGGAAAAAAAUAUUUUGUCAUAGUUGAAUAUUUUUUCAAAUGGUCGGAAAUAAUUCUGAUUAAAGGCCUAAAUAGAGUGGCUACACUCAUAAAAUGUUGCAAGAAUAUUUUUACAAGAUUUGGUAUCUUGUUAGAACUAAAAGCCGACAAUAUGCCAUUUGAUAGUUAUAACUUCAAACAGUUAAGUAUUGAGUAUAAAUUAAAAAUAAUAACAUCUAGUCCACAUUAUCCCCGCAGUAAUGGGUUGGCAGAGAAAUAUGUAUGAAUUGUUAAAAAAUCAUUAAAAAAUGUACCAUGGAGAAAAAAAGAUUUACAACUUCUUCUGAAUUAUAGGAACACACCAGUAUCAGCUUGUUAAUAUUCCCCAGUGCUAUUAUUGAUGUCUAGAGUGUUAAACACAAAACUACCAGUUAAGCAAGUUACAUUAAAACUGAGAGUAGUGAAUGCUAAAAAGAAGGAAAAGAGAAAAAAAGUAAAUUUUGAUAAAUCUGCAAAAAGAAGUGAGUUUAAGGUAAAUGAACAGGUUCUAGUUAAAGAUAUUAAAAAGUCAGUAUGAAUUAAAGGUGUGAUAGUUAAAAAGUUGAAAGCACCAAGAUUAUAUUUAGUUGAAAUAAACAAAGUAGUUUAUAGAAGGAACUCAUUUCCUAUUAAAAAAAUAACUGAGAAAAAAAAUUAAAUUAUUAAUCAUGUAUAAAUAUAACUAUAUAAGUUUUCUAAAUUGUACUGAAUUAAGUUAUAUGUUAAAUUUAUGAUUAAGAUUUGUUAAUAUGUAUAUACUUUUUUGUUUUUUUUUUUAAUAUUCAACUUUUUUAAAAUAAUACUGUUGAUUGUAAAUUUUAGAAUGUAUAGUCUUAAGGAAAGAUAAUCUUAAGGAGAGAGAUGUGUUGUAUUGAUAAGUCGUUGAUAAUGAUAAGGUUGGUAACCUCAUAGGUAACUACAAUAUCACAUUACACACUCAUACUACCAGCUCGUAGAGCACUCAGACCAUAAACCAUGUACUUACUUUUUUUCAAUAAAACAUUUCAUUAUACCGGAUGAUCUAUUGAAGUGGAUCUCAUUAUCUCGGAAAGUAUACAUUUUUUUUUUGGAAUUUGUUUUCUAAAACAUUUAAGAAACAAGCAGCCCUACAAUUUUAUAUGUACGUUAUUUAUUGUGACCCUUAUUUUUGGGGGUAAAACCAAUACUCCAUUUAUUUAUGGAAUUUUCAAUAUAGGUUGCUAUUCAGAAAUCAAAAGUACGUGAUGAUUUUACCCCAAAAAGUAAGGGUAUCAAAAAAUAACAUAAAUAUACAAUUGUAGAGCUGCUUGUUUCUUAAAUAUUCUAGAAAAUAAAUUCCGGAAAAAAUUAAUACUUUCCAAGAUAAUAAGUGUACCUACUUAAAUGGAUCACCUGGUACAAUUACAUUUACGUGUAUUAUUUCUUGUAUUAAAUCCUAUCCAAUCUUCAUAACCUACCGUCAGGGGAAGACGGAACAAUACGUACAAUAUGUAUUUUAUAAAAUUAUUUGUAAACCUCAUGAGCUUCCAAUUGAAACCAUUAAGACCACUAUUAAUAUGUUAAAAAUAUUUUAUAUGAAAAAUAUAUACAAGCAUGAUCAAUAUAAAUUAAAAACUUAAGAAUGAAUAAUAAAUUAUAUUAUUCAAAAUAUACUGUAGGUACUUCAAUCGAUUGAAGUAUAAUACAUUACCUAUAUAUUAGUAUAAGUAGUAAUGAACUGUAACUGCUAGUUUUCGCUUAAACAAUAUUAAAGCAAAAUCAAAAAUCUAAAAUGUUCGUUUUGUAAUACAAUAUUAUUCGAUAUACUAUCAUCACCCAAGUGUAAAUUGAAAUCCUAUUUAAUAAAUGUGUUUCAGCUGCUGGACAUCAUGAUGGCGACGCUGCUGAGGAAAUCAGUAGAUUUAGUUGCCCGAAAUCGUGUGGACGAAGUUAUAAAAGAGGUCAGCACUUGAAAAGGCACUUGUUAUAUGAAUGUGGCCAACAAAACCAAUUCUGCUGUACUAUAUGUUACACCUAUUACAGGAGAAAAGACGUACUCAAAAGACAUAUGGCUCUGCAGCACAAUGUUACUGAAAUAAAUUGGCCGUGUCCUAUCGAAAUCAUGCCCAGUGACUGUGAUGUACAGUGCCCUGAUUAA
Molecule: messenger RNA, 17881 nt
Organism: Cinara cedri
Lineage: Eukaryota; Metazoa; Arthropoda; Insecta; Hemiptera; Aphididae
Source: the annotation of a GenBank genome assembly